This is a messenger RNA of Varanus komodoensis (Komodo dragon), 8517 nucleotides long. It is a transcript of the gene ICMT, whose product is annotated as isoprenylcysteine carboxyl methyltransferase. The coding region runs from base 273 to 965 and encodes 230 amino acids. NCBI's taxonomy places the organism in Eukaryota, Metazoa, Chordata, Lepidosauria, Squamata, Varanidae. The record is from RefSeq and is a predicted model, not a curated record. Gene Ontology annotation, molecular function: protein C-terminal S-isoprenylcysteine carboxyl O-methyltransferase activity. Gene Ontology annotation, cellular component: endoplasmic reticulum; membrane. Gene Ontology annotation, biological process: C-terminal protein methylation. The transcript is spliced from 5 exons.
GGGGACUCGGGCCCGCCUGGCGCCCGCUAGAAGUUGAAAGCUGCCCGGACAAUGGAGGUGCAGGCUGGGGCCUAUGGGGGGCGGGCAGAAGAAGGGUCUUUCUGGGCGCGGCGCAGCCUCUUUCGAGCCAGUGUCUCCGGCUGCAGCAGGAAAGCAGGGACCCAAGGGCCCUUGUUCCUUUCUCGGCCCUCCUGGAAGCCAGUGGGGUGGAGCCAGCCCCACAAGCUCCUCAGGACUUUCCCCUUCCAAACCAGUCCCUGCCAAAUGACCCUAUGAGGGUUUCUUCUGAAUUAUCCUGCCAACAGAUUGCCGUUCGUGCCUGCUUCUUGGGUUUCGCUUUUGGGUGUGGAUUGUUGCUCAGCUUUGGACAAUCUACGUGGAAGCAUUUUGGCUGGUAUAUGUGCUCUUUGUCUUUUUUCCAUUAUUCGGAGUACUUGGUUACCGCUGUGAACAACCCACGAAGUCUGUCCUUGGACUCCUUCUUGCUGAACCACAGCUUUGAAUAUAAUAUGGCUGCACUCUCCUCCUGGGUUGAGUUUACUGUGGAAAAAUGCAUUUUCCCAGAAAUGAAGCAGAUCACCUGGCUGAGUUCCGCAGGGCUGCUGAUGGUGGUCUUUGGAGACUGUCUGAGGAAAGCAGCCAUGCUCACCGCCGGCUCCAACUUCAACCACAUUGUCCAGAACGAGAAGUCGGAGACGCAUACCCUUGUGACUCGGGGCGUGUACGGGUUGUUCCGUCACCCAUCAUAUGUGGGGUGGUUUUACUGGAGUAUCGGAACACAGAUUUUACUGUGCAAUCCAGUCUGUGUCGUGGGCUACACCCUGGCUUCCUGGCGCUUCUUCCGAGAGAGGAUAGAAGAAGAGGAGAUGACGCUGAUCCAUUUCUUUGGGGAAGAGUACCUGGCAUACAAGAGGCGGGUACCUACUGGCCUGCCAUUCAUCAGAGGGAUUAAAGCAGAACUGUGAGGCGCUGGCGCCAGCUGGAGCAGAACAGGGGUCUGUGGCUCCAGGUGCCGUCUGCCUGGCCUGGAUGGUGCGGAGCCGCAGGCACUUCAGGCCGCGCUGUUACAGUAGCGCUCAGUUUUAAUGCUUAGUGGUGAGUUCUGUGAGGGGGUUGUGAAGGGCUUGGCCAUAGCUCCAUAUCUCAGUCCACCUUAGUUAAAGUAGGAGCCCUCCCUCCCUCAUUGUAAGCAGGAGAAAAGUCCUGAGUUACAGAAGCCUCGCUGGUUUCUCAUAUGAGUAACAAGGGUGAUUUUUUUAAAAGGUGGGGAAGCUGUUCUGCCUCUUGCCAUUCUGCUGGACUGAAAUGUGCUGUGAUGAGAUCUGUCCGAGAAGCUGCUUGCACAUCAAGCAACCCCGCCCCCACCCCACAAGGGGUCUGAGUGAAGCUCUCUGGCAGAACUUUCAGGGAAAAACCUUCCUGAUCUUCCUCUUCGUCUCUCUCUGGGGGAAACGGAGCACAGCUUUAGCCCCUGGGCCUGAUCAUAAGUUAUUUGGGAUAAAGCAUUCUUACAGGGUGGGAUGGAGUAGCGGUAGGCGUGCAGCAACAGUGCCCUAUAAUUCUGUUUCAGGCUCUGUGAACUUGUUUGAGUUUCCAAAAGAAGAACGCUGGAGAGCAGCGUUGUGAGUAAAGAGAACGCCCUUCAGCGGAUGGGGCCUGCUUUGGGGGAAGCGGCCUUUUUUAAAUGAUGCAAAUCCAGGUUUGCAUCACCCUUCAUGAAUGAAUGAAAAAAUGUAUUUGUGUCUAAUGGUAAUGUUUGCCUGAUUGUUUCUGUCAGUGCCAUCUUGACGGUGUUUCCUUGGUCUUUUUGGUCUCAAUUUUGCCCUCACAACUACUUUGUUUAUUCCACAUUUUUAAUAAUGACCACUUGUCCCCCCACUCCUUAAUUUUUGUAUUUUAACUUGAGGAUUCAAGAUGUGUUUCUCUAAGAUGUAUCUUUGCACAUCUUAGCUGAGGAAGACCGGAGCCAUUUUCGGCACCAUUUGUUUGGCAGAAUCUACACGCUGGGGGAGGAGAGGGAGGGGGAUGCUUCAGCUUCCAUGCUGCAAAUGCUUUUGUUCAUGUUAUACCAAAGAGAAGCUUGCUAUUUUCUGACUCUGGUGAACUGUUUACAGUUAGGAAGGAAGCCAGGACAUUUGCAAGUUCUGGCCAAGGCGGGCAGUGGAUUGUUGAGCAGUGUUGCAUCUGUCUGGGGACCAGUCACCAUUUAGUAAAAUUCAUUGUGAAGACUGGAAGCCAUGCUAAUAACUAGCCAUGGAAAGACCCCAUGAGUUGACAUUUUGGGAACUCAGAACAGCAGAAUCCCAGGGACAAACCACUUCUGUUUCUCUUUACUUUUUGGAAUAUUUUUUUUUCUUCCCCUUCAACCACGUGCUCUUGAGCAUCUAUUGAAAUGCCUCUUAGUGAGGAGAACAAGAUCAUGUACCAGGGCUGAGUGCACUUCUUGAAAAGAAAGAAGAAAGUGAAAACAACACACUCUGGGAAGUUGGGUUCUGCAUCUUCCUGUAAAUGAGCCAGCACUGUGGUGCCAGUUUCACACUGCGCUACUUUUGUGUGUAUAGAAUUGAUUUUAGGGGUUGGGACCAGGCAUUUCAAGGAAUGGAAGUGCCAGUCCCUGCUUUUUGGAGAGCUUGUUCGACAAUCUUUCUACGCUGGGAGAUUUUCCCAGACCCAACACGACACAGGGGCAUUUAAUUUCAGAGACAACUUCAGAGAUUUUUAGGAUGCCAGAUUUUACAAGUCAAGACUUUGGUGUGCAUUCAGUCCAGAAUAUGGGUUCUCUUUUCUUUUACAAUGACUACAUUUGCAAUAAUCCUUGCUUUAGUUCCACCAUGGGUAAGCAACAACCAGGCAGAGGUCAUCUGGCACCUUUGCAUUGGCAGUGGUUGCCGUAUUCCUUCCUCCUCAGAUCUGCCUCUCCUCAUAUGCUCGUCUUGCGCAAGGCUUGAUGCCGCCCAGGAGUGUCCUCCUCAGCCAGGGCUCUGUGGCCUGAUGCUCCGUAUUCCUUUCAGAGUUGCUGUUGCAUUUUGGCCUUUGUGCCUGGUGCAGAUGUUAUCAAAGCCCUUUAGAAAAGGUUCUGAUAUCCCUAAAACUUGUCUGGUGGCAUCUCAAAAAUUUACAGGUGUCUUGGAAUAAGUGUUAGUAAACACUGUUCACUCCAUUAAUUUUCCUAGUUCUUUCUUCUUCAUUGAGUCCAGCCAAAGUAGCUCAAUCUGCAGUUUGCAGAUAGCUUGGAUAAGAGUUGGUUGAGCCAUUUGCUGAAAUAGGACCGUGGUUUUCCCCCUCUGCAACUGUAAACUGUACAGUAGGACCUGGAAAUCUUGCAUGAAAUCUCCAUUUCUCUCCAACACUGAAAGCUGUGAAAGUACCAAGUUCAGACCUUGCACCUAUUUAGGAAAACAGCACCAAGAGUUGCCAUGACCUUAAUUCUUUGAUCCAAUUCAGGAGUAAGUUAUUUUUAGCAGUAUCUGUGGGUGGUAGAGCUAGAAAAGCAGCUCAGCACCUGGCUCUUUGGGGCAAAUUCGUUUCCUGGCACUUCUGAUAUGCUUUCUUUAGCUCCUUAUGACAUUCAAAGAGCUAGCUGAAUUUUCAGUAGCUUCAUACCUUAGGUUCACACCUUAAGUUCCCAUUGAAGUGGUGGGAAAACUCUCACUAAAACACAGUUUGACCUAUUUAGAUUGGAUUGUAUGAAUUUGCCUUCAUAGUCAAGCUGUUGGCUCAUCUGUCCCAGCUUUGCCUACUUUGGUGGGUACUGAUUCUUCCAGGGUCUUGGGCAGAGAGAAGACUCCUGCUACCAAUUUCCAAGUCAUGCUGUGACUUGGGAGCUUCUAAUUUAGGUUCAACAUCUGCCGGCAAAGUUUCUGCAUCCAGCCAAAAUCCACCCUAGUAUCUGCAGUGCCACAGAUCACUCCAGGACUGCCUGUAACUUUUCCCAGUCGGAUGCCUGCAAGCGGCUCCGAGUGCCCCCGAUCAUUGCCAUGAGAGUUGUCAUAUGGAAGGCAUCAGAACCAGGCUUGAAGAACCUCACACUCCCUCAUCUGUGCACUGUUAGGAGAAAAGUAAGCAUGGAAUGCAUUCCUGUCACAGUUAAGCAUUUAUUUUAUUCUCCUUUCAAAAGUAUUUUACCAGUGGUAAGUCAGUUACUGUGAUUAGACAGCUAAUAGGAAAUGCUUCAUCUAAAAUAAAUGGCAGAAGAAAAUGCAUGUUACAUGGAGAGAGAGUAGCAGUGCAGCCCCUGCAUGUGUGCUCAGAAGGGCGCCUCAUUGCAUGCAGUUACGGGUGUUAGUGCAUAAGAGUGUAGCCCAGGAAGAGGCGCUCUCGGUGCUUUAACAUUCCUAGAACGCGCUGUUACUUCAAACAGAACCCUAUGCAAGGACAGGCCAAAUGAAUGAAUGAAUGAAUAAAUAAGUAAGGCCCAUAGCUGUAGUUGUCUGGGGCCACCAGCAGCUAUAGGCCUUUCCUUUGUUCAACCAUGCAUAAGAUUACAACACUUGACGAUUUAUUCUUCUUAGCAUGCCUUCUUGAAGUCUCGCCAGGUCUUUCAUUUUUAUUUGCUACAUUGUUAAUCUUUCCUGGUUGCAGAGACAGGCACCCGUCUUCUAAUAAUCACCUCGCAUUAUUUUUAUUGCUGCUAAUUUAUGAGUAUGCAUACGAGUUCAUUUUGGUUUGCUAAAUAGUAUGCAGUGAUAACAAGCAGAUGCAGAGGCAGAAAUAGUUCACAAAUUUCAUUGAUUCAUCAUAAGUAUUUUUUCCUGAUUAAUUUGCUGAUAUUUCCAGAUAAGCCCCCAACCAUAUUUUACAGAGAGGGGGCUGUCUUUUUGGUAUCAUAAACGUAGCCAUCUCUACUUUGAGUCAGGUUAAACAUUCUGCUUUUCCUCUAAAAGGUUUAAAAAGUAGUCUUUGUCUUUACCUAUAUCCAUAUUCAAACUUCUAUUACUUGUGCUUCAAAUUAACUUCCAUUUGUCAUCUGAUACAGAUACUUUAUUGAAAAAGUCUUUUCUCACUUCCAUACAUAAGAUGGAGGUAUGUCCCAGAGUUUGAACAACUGAAGAUAAGUUCUAGGAAGUAAUCUUGAAAAUAAUUGGUUAUACUCUACCUGGCUUCUUGAAAAAGAGGGGCCAAAUGUUGAAAGAUCAAUGAUACUGCUUCCUUUCUGUCUUAAUUCUGUGAACCCCCUUUCCCCAGACUCUCCAUGCUGGCUGGGAAUGCUGGGAGUUGGAGACUGGCAUAUCUGGAGGCCCCAGGUGGGGAUUGUGGUUAUUUGUCCUGGAGAAGGUUAUUCAGUUAAAUAUGCUGAAUAUUCAGUAUUUAACACGUAUGGAUUCCCACUAGCUAAAGGAUCUAAAAUGAAAUUCCUAGGAGGGAUAUUGAAAGGGCUGAUCUGUGUUUGAACAGAUUCUUUCCUUUCAGUCAGGAAAACAUUGCCAUUUUGCUGGCUUCUGAACAUGCCCAUGUCUUUUCUGAAGGUGUGGUAAAUGUUUAAAUGGAAAUCUGUCACCCCUUUUUCUGAACAUGCCAAGCUUUAUUGAGAAUAUAACCAACCUCUUAUGGCUCCAGAUUGGGAACCUGGAUGAUAAAAAUUAUAUAUAAACAUGGGGAAUUCCUCCCUUGCAUAUCCUUUAUGGUGUUUGACCUUCCCUGAAAAAGGGAGUUUUGUGUCUCCCUCUUUACUGUUAGACCCUGAAAUAUUGCCAGGUAAUCUUUGCAAAAUAAAUUAAAAAAUGAGAGCUAGGCUGAUGCCUUGAUCAGGGCCCACCUGCCAGAACAGGAUUACCUGCAAGUCCACUUGUACAUCUGUCCAGCUGCUUUGCUGCAGGGGUCAAGGUUGGAGUUGCUAUUUUACUUCACCAGUGGAGCUUUCCCUCCUCCUGCUUUGUCUCCUCUUUUUCAAGAAAGGCUUGUUAGCACACCUGCUUCAGCCAACACAAUAAGCCCUGUUUGAACCACACGCCACAUUCAACGGCUACAUCCCCUUUGAGUGUGCAUUGUCGGGCUUUCUGCACCUCAUCUAAGUGCUAUGAUUUCAGUGAAGCACAUUUAUUCUGGAGCCCUGCAGGGGAAUUAAUCCAAAUCCAGCUUCAGGAACAAACUGGGCUGCUUCCUCAGAACAAAAGGGAUCUGCAGCCUGGCCUCUGGCGAUUAGGCUGGAAGGAACUUUCACAGCCUCCCCAAGGGCUCACCCAUGGCUAAAGGGCGCAGCUCAUUGUAGUUUGCAGAGGUGUGUGUUGGAUUGGAUGGAGCUGGGUGGUGGCGUGGAACCCAUUGAUGGUUGCUCACAUAGCUAGAAGGAUUUCUCUAGAUGUAACCACUGCUUGCAGCCUUAAAAAACCACAGUAGGGCAAUCCUAUGCAUGACUGCUCAGAAAGAUCUUCCACUGUGGAACUUGCUACCAGGCAAAUGUCUAGGAUUACAAUCUCAAGCACCGUUCCACUUCCCUACUUGUAUCUGUGUCAGUCAUUUAUGGCUAAUAUAUGGAAGUCGAAAAAGGUGGUUUUGCCUGUGCAGGGGGAAAACAGACCUUUGCAGAACUUAAACUGCUUGCCUUGAGCAGAUGCACAGCUGUCUCGAAAACCAGGCUAGUGGCCGGGCAAAGCCUAUUGUAUAAUAUGCAAGAGAGAGGAGUGCCUUUUCCAUUUUACAGUUCUGCUUACAGAAGGGAAGAUGAGACUCCAAAUAAAACCAUUCUGUGCCUUUGGAUGGUCCUCCCCCAGAGCUGAAUCCAAGCCCUGAUUCUACAGGCAUGCAGAACUGGGGCAUUUUGAGCAUGGCUCGACUUCUUCAGAAUUUCAGGUUUUUCCUUUUCUGAAAAAAGCAUGUUUCAGGUCCUUCUGAUUGAAACCUCUAAAUGCAGGGGCUCUUUCAAGGUCAAGGGGAGGGUGUUAAUUCCUUGCAUGGUUCCUUCCCCCUCCCCUGGACUAGCUGGUACAAAUUAAAUGAUGCAGCAUAUUUUAAGAGGAUAAACUUCCACAGACCUGCUGAUUUAAUACAAUAUGUAUGGCUUGUUGGCUGUAGCUUUUCUUGGAGCCUAAUUUGGAUGCAGAAUUCUGUUUACUUUUCUGAAAGCAGGGCGCAUGCCCAGGCUCCCCUGCAGCCGGCCACUGUUGCCUGCAGAACAAGGGGUGGUUUCCUCUGCAGCGUUUUGGGUGUUCUGUGCUGUUGAAAGCUGAGAGGUGGUUGCCACCAAACUGAAUGGCAGUCUGGUUCAAUUCUCUUUUAUUUUUUUAAGAGAAAUAAAAGUAUUUCCCCCCUCUGACAAAUGUUGACCAUAUUUUCUCUGCUUUCUUAGAUAAUAAAAUAUACACACAUCUGAAGAAAAAUGCAUGCGAAUGCUACCUGACACCCCUGCAGCCAGUAAUUAAUGUGCUUGUUGGGCAGGGAGAGAAGUUUUCUUCUUUGUUUCAAAACAGCUUUUAGUGAGGUUCAGAGGAAUUGGGUGAGGGCUGACCUGGAAGAAACGUUCACCAGCCUUGUAGAACAGAGAGGUACCAGGCGCUUGUUUGCCUUUCCUCAUGCGAAGGAAGGGCCUGGCCUCUGAGGCAAGACUGUACGGGGUGGGUAGUCCAUGUGCCUCUGCCCAGUGCCUGCAGCCCCUAAAAGCCAGGCCCAGCAAUGCAGCAGAAUUGGCACUUGGGUAGAACUCUGAGGAUCACAGCAGCAUUAUCCUCAGAGAAAAGCCCCAAGCACAUCUAAGCAUAGUACGUUUCCUAAGCAGCUUUCCAUUUCCUAAGCAGGGUGUGCUUUAUAGUGCAGGUCAAGGAUCAGAAGCUCUUCCCAUGUUGUGGGGCUUAAGAGAUGUAAAAUUUCCAGAAAUUUUGGCACUAUGAAGAAAACAGUCCUCUGUCUCCUGGGAACAAAAGAACAUUGGGGGGGAAAAGCAAUAGGGGAUUUUAGUACUCUGCAGAUCUAAAGUCAACCUUUCCCAGUCUGGUGCCUCCCAUAGAUUCCCAUAGAUGUGCGCAUGGGGGGUGCUGGGGAGAGGUGGCCGCCUGAAGCAAUGUUCACACCCCCAGCACUGCAUUAUGUAUAACUUUGGUUUGCUCAUUAUCAUUCUAUUUAAAAUAUUUAACAGCAACUCAGUAAGUUGUCAUUAUUGCCUGAGUGAAAUAUCCUUUUAAAUGUAAUACUCCCAAACAUAAUUUUGAAGCAAGCCACAAUAGGUGUAAUACUCUAGGUUCCUAUUUAUUGCCUGACCAGCAACAAACAUCUGAAGGUGGCACUGAGGGCAGAAAAAGCGGGAAGAAGGGGCGAGGGCCAAGGGAGGCUGGCGUGCAGCGUCUCUUCCUGUUUGCAAGGAGGUUUAGUAAACUCCCUGGACCGGUUCGGUUUGUGGGGUGGAACUUGGAGAGACCUCAUUGGAACGACAAGCUAUUGAGGUAUUAUUUAGCUGGGAAAGGCUCAGCUCAGGAAUGGUAAGGAACCUUAUUCAAUUUAAAAACCUUUAAGCAGUCUCAGUUUAUUAAGAGUCAUAUUUAAUUUGUUUUUAUGUGUAAUUUAUGUUAAUAAAUGUCUUAUUGUUCA